Messenger RNA from Psilocybe cubensis, 3330 nucleotides. RefSeq lists its product as uncharacterized. Gene Ontology annotation, cellular component: nucleus. The record is from RefSeq and is a predicted model, not a curated record. NCBI's taxonomy places the organism in Eukaryota, Fungi, Basidiomycota, Agaricomycetes, Agaricales, Agrocybaceae. Gene Ontology annotation, biological process: recombinational repair. The transcript is spliced from 19 exons. Bases 1 to 3330 code for a protein of 1109 amino acids. Gene Ontology annotation, molecular function: hydrolase activity; 3'-5' DNA helicase activity; ATP binding.
AUGAAUACCCCUGCUAGUGGUACAGAUGGCAUCACUUCAGCACAACCUUCACAAUCCGACUCGGCAACCUGCAUAGAAAACAUUCUCGCUGGACUCAACCCAGCUCAAUUAAAAGCUGUUCAGCAUGACCCAGCUAUUCCCCUGCAAAUAUUGGCUGGUCCCGGUAGCGGCAAGACCAAAGUAUUAACUGCACGGAUAGCUCGUUUAAUAAUUACCCAUGAAAUAUCCCCGUCUUCAAUAUGUGCUGUAACGUUUACUAACAAAGCCGCCAAUGAAAUGCGCGAUCGACUCACAAAACUCAUCGGGAAACGAAGGACAGCAGAACUGAAAAUGGGGACAUUUCAUUCCGUUUGUGUACGGUAUUUGCGAAUGUACGCUGCCGCGGUCAACCUGGAUUCAAAUUUCACCAUAUGCGACGCAGACGAUAGUAAAAAGUUGCUUUCUGCUCUAAUGAAACCAUACGCGGAAUAUAUGGCCAAUAACGACAUUACAUUGUCGGAAGGGACCGUUUCAUCUUUCAUCUCGAAAUCAAAGGCAAAAGGUCAAACCGCUGCAUUAUUUUUCAAGGAAGUGGAGCACGAUGAAGGCAGGAGCUCGAAAGUAUCGAAAACUGAAACCGCCCAGGAAGAGAAGAAAAGUAUCCAGCGUAUAAUUGCUGAAGUCUAUAUAGGCUAUGAACAGGUUCUAAAGGCAAACAACGCGCUUGAUUUUGAUGAUUUACUGGUCUAUGGUGUCAAGCUUUUCUCCACACAUACGGAAUCCGUUUUAUGGUGCAAACACAUCUUGGUCGAUGAAUUUCAGGACACCAAUACAAUGCAAUAUGAACUCAUGAAAGCUAUUGGAUAUCGACGAUGUGUGACCAUUGUUGGCGAUCCUGACCAGUCAAUUUAUGGUUGGCGUUCUGCCGAAGUGAUAAACCUGUCUAGGAUGCGAAAUGAUUUUCGAAACACGGUUCAAGUUUUCUUAGAACAAAAUUACCGUUCAACAGCAUCAAUCCUUCGUGCUUGCUUAGCCGUAGUUUCAGAAGAUAAAAAGCGGAUACCGAAGUCCCUACAUACCAACCACCCUCUUGGCGCCACCCCUUUCGUGGGCACUUUUGAAACCGAAAAAGAAGAAGCGAGCUUCGUUGCCAGUGAAAUAAAGAGAUGUGUCGCAAAUAUGGGAGGAGUUCUUAAAUGGGGGGAUUUCGUAGUACUUCUUCGAUUCAAUGCCUUGUCACGGCCGAUAGAGAGUGCUUUGCAAAAGCAAGGAAUUCCAUGUCGUAUUCUAGGAGGACAUAAAUUCUUCGAACGGAUGGAGGUGAAAGACAUUUUAGCAUACUUACAGCUCGUUGAUAACCCGAGUUUCAACCCCGCAUUUAUCCGCGCUAUCAAAGUCCCUUCUCGUGGGAUGGGGGAGAAAUCCUUAUCCGAGCUUGCAAUUCGGGCACAAGAACUUAAAAUCUCCCAACUGGAACUUGUAGAAAGGAUACAUGAUAACAAAGCUUCUGAUAUCAAACCUCCCAUCAAGAAGAAAAUCACAUCAUUCGUUAAAUCAAUUCGAUGUAUGCGACGACUCGACCAAGAGAAAAUUCCUCCGUCUGACCUGAUACGCAAACUGCUUGACAUGAUUCAGUACGAAGAUCAUUUGAGAAAAACACAGCAAGACUGGGACAGCAGAUGGGAAAAUGUGCAGGAGUUAAUCACAUUUGCAAAUGAAAUUGAAGCGGAUGCUCUCAAAAGUCGACCGCCAUUUGAUGAACUUGCCCCGGAGCAGCAGUCCGAGCGGCAAGUCUUAUAUUGUUCCAUGCUGCGCGACUUUUUACAGGCGUCUACACUUUCAUCAGAGGGUGAUAAUGACAGUGAAGAUCAAGCGCAAGAGAAAGUUACGCUCUCUACCUGCCAUGCUGCGAAAGGUUUAGAAUGGCCUGUAGUAAUGGUUCCGUCAGUCGAUCAAGAGACGUUCCCUUUUUAUCGAACUGAAGAUAUUGACGAAGAACGCCGCCUGCUUUACGUGGCGUUCACAAGAGCAAAAUCGCUCCUUUACGUUCUGAUGGCGGAAAAGCGCGUGGUAGCAGGAAAAACCAAAUCAAAGCGGCUCUCCAACUUUGUGGCUUCUGUUAGAGGCAAGGACGAGAGUCUUUUCAGCUGCGAUGUACCCCGAUUUUUGCCUGAAGAUAGAGCUGUGGUAUCAAAGGUGUUGGAUAGAUGCCUUCCUGAGGACGAUGAAAUAAACCGCAGGCUCAAUGAGCUCGAGUCAGACGGGUCCUACGUCCAGCCGACCUUUCAGACACGGACAGGUGAAAUGGUCACAGUGUCCUUACAGGGAGUGCGAUCAAAAAUACAGAAGGUGCCAAACGAUUCUGCUGAAUUAGCUGCCAUGUACGCUGCUCCGGAGACUCUUGCCGCCAUUUCUGCGACCUUUACACGGGACUUCAAAAAAUGUGCGUUCAGCCGACCAACCAAACCGCUUUCGUCAUCGAAUACACUUAGUACCGCAUUCACGACAUUUGCCGGGGUGCAUAAACACACUCCCCAGAUAAAUGCUUCAACACUUAAACCCCAGAAAGGUCUCAAUUCUGGAUCAUUCAUUUCCCCGCACACUGUAGGGACCUCGAUACCAGGGGGUCAUCGGGGAUAUAUAUCUGGUCAAAAGGAGCAUGAACAUCAAACUCAUUCUCAGACCCUUGACCAUAACAAGCCACCUUCGUACUUCUCCAAAGGGUCUGCUGUAAUCCACAAACCGCCUGCAAACCCUGUGUUGCCUCACCUUGUUGCUGCUGCUACCGUCAGCCUCCCUUCUUCAUCUGCGGUGCCAGGUUCGAGGAACAAUACGCAGGUCGAACCCUUCUAUUAUCAUAAUCGACGGCUUGGCGAGUCUAGCUUAAAACCAGGGCCUUGCUUCUCAUUGAAACAAGCUAUUGUGCAUGGGAGCAAUGAAGAUCUCUCAGAUCCUGAUUAUGACAUGGAAAUAUUUUGCUCUACACCCGAUGUCCCCAAAUCAUCCAAUGCUCCUCCACCACCAAGACACUCAUCUACUCCAAAUGCUACUGCUAAAAAUGACGUACCUGUCAUUCCCAAGUACCAGACGGGUAUAUCGGUGACUGAACACAGACCCGCGGCGGCAAACAUCGUGUUAGCUCAGCCGAAGAAAGGACCUCCUAUGCCAUCGUCAAUCCCUAGUGUCGUAACUGAAAUACCAUCUUUGAACAAAGGUGUUCCUCGAACAGAACCUUCGCAGUCUUCGCACAUUGUCAAUCCUAUUCUUCAACCCACCGGGGUGAAGCGACGUUUGGGAAUGGGACGAAGCACGACUGGGUACUCGAACAAGAAGUUCAAGAAACCACUUUGA